This is a messenger RNA of Hyla sarda, 5080 nucleotides long. RefSeq names its product PPARG related coactivator 1 (gene PPRC1). Gene Ontology annotation, molecular function: RNA binding; transcription factor binding. NCBI's taxonomy places the organism in Eukaryota, Metazoa, Chordata, Amphibia, Anura, Hylidae. Gene Ontology annotation, cellular component: nucleus. The record is from RefSeq and is a predicted model, not a curated record. Gene Ontology annotation, biological process: positive regulation of transcription by RNA polymerase II.
GUUCCCAGGCUGUAGACCGGCUCAGGCUCGGAGCUGAGGGGCCAAGAUGGCGGCGCGGUGGGGAGCGGGUGAGGAGACGCUGACCAUCGGAGGAAUGGAGCUCUUCACCGCCGGCGGCCCUCUACAGUGCCAUGACAUGGAUGAAGACGAGACCUGUGAUGGCCUCUCCGAUCUGGCUCUGUCCUCUCUGGACGCAGGAGGAAUCCUAGGAACCUUCCAGGGCUACAUAGACAACUCCAUCAUUUCCAUCAUUGACGAUCAUGGCGCUCAGGCUGAGCACAAAGAUCCUUUCAAUGAGGAAAACGAAUUGUCUCUACUGACAGCUCUAACAGAGAUACUGGACAAUGCAGAUGAUGAGAAUAUGUCACCGUUUGACACCAUUCCCGAUACAGAACUUCUGGGGUCAUCAAAGGACCGGGAUGGCAGUGCCAAGUUUCUUGCUUUAUCCCGUACGCCACCAGAUCAUGAGAUGUUCUCAGCGGAGGUCCAGCGCAGAGCUAACUCCAGCAAGAUUGGGGCUUAUUCUGGGCCAAACUGGGAACUGUUUCCAGAUACCAUCAGCUCAACACCAAAGAGACCUAUCAGACAUAAAAGUACAAGAGGAUGUUUACCCCGCAGGGCAGAAGCUGAGGAAAUCCAACAGCGAAGCGACGGCGAGGAUGAAGAGGUCCCCAGUCCGGGGCAAGUGACUGAUAAAAACUCAAGUUUAGUUGCCUCCUUGGACAAAAAUUUCUCUCUGGAUACUGGGGCGGAUAUCGAAGAUGUAGAUCACUUAAUGCAAGGAACGCCGUGUAUUAUUAAUACUGAAAAUGUUGCCCUCAAUGACUUGGUAAAAUAUAUGCAUCCAUAUUGCCUACCUGCCAUAACCAUGUGCCUAGAAUCAGAAGAUGAAGAAAAUCUUCUGAACGAAGAAGUGUUUCUGGAGAUUGUGUCCGAUCAAGGAGAAUGUAUAAAAGUACCUGUAGUUGUGGAGCCGCCCAUGGACAUGCUGUGUGAGUCUUCAGAUGGUAUGGAGGGAAUGGAUGAUAACAUGGACAAUCUACCUAUCCAUCUGUCCUCCUCAGAGCCAGAGGUGGUGACAGAGUUAGAAGCAAAUCAGGAAAAAGAAAUUGAUUGUACAGAAAAAUCUUAUGAUGUCCAGGAACCCAUAGAGGAGGCUGUGUCUAAAUUACAGGAAUUAUCCCCUCAACCUCCAGAGACAGACAUGAAGGUUAAGUGUUCGGAUGAUGCCAAUACCUCGACCUCAGAGGAAGCUGCUCCAGGUUGUAAGAGAAGUAGUGAGCCAGAAAUCACAGCAUCAGUCACCAAGGAAAAGGUGCCGCUAAAGGGAAAGAAAUCCAGUAAGAAAAAGCAGCCCUCCAAAACGAAGUCAAAAAGUAAAGCUAAGAGCUUACCUGAAGACAAAUCUCCAGAUUCACCAGUUACUGGGCAAAGUAUAACCCAACCACCUGUAAGCCGCCCGAGUAACCUUUCCUUGCAGGAAUCUGACUUUUUAAUAAAAACCUUGGACCAGGUUAAAAGGGAGUCCCUGAUGGAGCUUCGCUCAGCCAAGAUCAGCCGCACCAAACCACGGUGUCGAGCAAGCUUGGAAAGUUCCCUCCCCGAGAAAAAAAGAAAAGACUUGAAAGUAAAACCUGUCCCUAAAGAAGGCGAACAAGCAGAGAGCUCAAUACAAGCUGCUGCUGUUGAGAAAGAGCAAAUAGACCAUGAUUUUAACGUGGAAAACCCCAAAUGUGAAGAGACUGCUGAUUCAGCUGCCAAGAUUGAGGGGUUACAAUCUGAUAAAGACGAUGAUAAAGAUGAUAUUGAUGUCUGCGGUGGGGAAGAGCCCUCUACUAAUGAGGAAUCGGGAGCAUCGAAGGUUGAAGAUGGCGACUCUUCUCAGCUGACGAAGGAAGCAAAGCCCAAGUCGCUCAGUUUAAGUGAAUAUAGAAAGAGACUUCAGCACCGUAAGCCGAACCCUGACACAAACAAUGAGAACCUGUCUUGUAGUAAGUGGCCAAUUGUUCCAGAGCCCCCAAAAGAGUUGGCAGAAUUGCCUUGCUUAGUUUUACCUGCGCAGUCAAAUAAGCCAUCGGUAGCAGAAAAAGCAUGCCCAGCCAACAAAGCUAUCAAUGUGUCUGGGCAAGAUGCUCCUGUUAGUUCAGCUCCUGCUCCAACAAUAGCAACUGCGCUGCCGGUGACCAGUCAAGUCAUUAAACCAUUAAAUGAAAAACCAUGCCCAACUAUUAUGGAUGUUGCUCCACCUCCAAUGAUUCCCCAGCCUAAUGUGCCACCUCCAUUUUAUCCACCUGCUUGGCCGACUGUCCCUCCACAUCCUUCCUUUUAUCAUGGCAUGCCACCUUUGCCACCAGUUCCUCAUUUUCCAAAUGGUAUGCCGUCAGUCGUGCCUAUACAACCACAGCCGGUCAUAAGUUGGCCUCCGUUUCCACCUCCACCUAUUGCGGUGCCACCGAUGCAUCCUACUGGUUGGGUUUCCGGGCCACAAGCGCCCUAUUGGCCAAAUGCUCAAAUGGCACCUGGAAUGCCUGAAAGCCAACCUUAUCACAACACUCUUGAAACGUCAGGCCCCCAUGCAUUUGCAGAGCAGAAAAUGCUGCCGGAAGCGGUCAUCCCUCCUGCAGAGUACAGACCACAGACCGCUGUCCUACCUAUCGUUCAGACAAAUAGGACACCUGUGUUGAAGCCUGCUGAGACUGCUGUAGGCCCCAAAGUGCAUAAAACUGCUGCAAAACCUGAAAGGGUAAAACCGAAAUCAUCAACCCGUGAUGGGCUACAAGUCAGUCCAGCUCUUAAGGCUGAUGCAUCCUCACUGUCCAUGAAAACAGAAAAGACCCCUCAAAAUGCACCUUCCCUGGAUCUUAAGAAGGCAAAUGUUCCUAUUGCAGGUCUAGAAUCUGCCAACCAAAUGGUCUUUAAAAUAAUGGAAAUUUUGAAGAAAGCUCAGAAAUUAGGUUUCCAAAUAAAGCCGUCCUCUGACGCCACAGUCUCUAAAACACAGCAGGUGUCUCCAUCCACUUCAUCCUUAAAACCGGAACAACCAAUGCAGACGCAGCCUGCAGAUGUUAAGGUGCAGAUGUUGGUUCCUCCGACUGUAAUAAAGAAAUCCUCCACAUUAGUUACCCCGACACCUGCAGUAAUUCAUCCUUCAGUGGCUGAGAAAAUCUCCGCUGCAGGAACUGGAGUUGCCCAAAAAGUGUCAGAAGAUAAACUGGCAUCGCCCUGUAAAGUGUCUAACCAAGAAGCCAAAGAGACGCUCUCUACAUCCGUAAAAAGCUGCCAGACUGUACCAGAACCUGAUCGGAAGGAACCCGAGAAAAACUUCAAUUGUGAAUCAGGUAUUGAAGCAUCUGAUCUUACCAGCUUGCUGGAGCAGUUUGAGCAGUCUGAAGCUAAAGAGGAGGAACGUCUCCCUCAAAGCCCUAAGUUGGCUGUAGGAAACUCUGGGACUGAGAAAACAUUGGAGAAAAAGAUCCAUGACAAACAAUUGCCACCUGAGUUGGCGAAUACAGCAGACCCCAUCUGUGGCCUCUCCUCCCAUUCACGUGGCCUCUGGCGACCACGAUUACUGCAUCUUGUCGAACCAGCGCCCUGAGAACACAGUCCCCAUUGCUGCCGCACCACCAUCUCAGUGUGAAGAGGGUUCUCGCUGGAAUGUAAAGCAUCAUCAGAAUAUCACAAUAAAACCCAUUGUGCAAUUCAACAAAAAGGAACAGAACAAAUCCUGCCCCAAGCAGCCCCCACCAAGCGCACCUUCACACGUCACCAACCAAAGCGCCACCUGUGGCCCCACCAAACCAGACGCACCUUGUGAAAGUAUUGAGAAUGUAAGCAAUGCCCCCCUGGACCAUAGGACUAAUGUUAUGGCAAAAUCUGCACCGGUCACCAGUCCACCAGGUUCAGUGUUAAUGUCUCCAGACUCCUCGCCUUGUCGUAGUGAAAACGGAGAGAAUAGAACUGAUGUGAAAAGUGGAAGCACCUCUGCAUCACGGAGGUCUAUGCGCUGCUAUAGGAAAUACAAGGGUUCCCCCAGUCCCCAAAAAUCCCGGAGAGGCAGAUCUAUUGGUAGUCGGUCAGAUUCAAGAUCCUCCUGCUCCUCCUCUUCGUCCUCAAGGUCUCGGUCAGGGUCUCCUGCAUCAAAGAGGAGAAGAAUAUCCAGAUACCGAUCUAGAAGUAGACAUCGAUCACGUUCCUCCUCCAGGUCUAGUUAUGGUUCGAGUAGCUCUUCUCGAUCCUCCUCUCGUUCAUCUUGGUCUUGCUCGCCAUCAUCCAGCCGAUCCAGGUCACGAUCAAGAUCACCCUACAGGGGGAGACACCGGAGCAGAAGUAGAAGGUGCGAAUCCAGAGAGAGUUAUAACAGGAGGAAGAUGUUUCACAAAGAGCGAGCCAUAGAGGAGAGGAGGGUUGUGUACAUCGGCAAAAUAAACAGUCAGAUGACCAGAUCGGAGCUGAGACGUCGCUUCUCUAUAUUUGGGGAAAUAGAGGAAUGCACCGUUCACUUCAGACAGGAGGGUGAUAACUACGGCUUUGUGACGUACCGCUGCACCAGAGAAGCUUUUGCUGCUAUAGAAAAUGGACACAAAGUGCACCUUCCAGAUGAAUUGCCUUUCGAUCUCUGCUUCGGAGGAAGAAGGCAAUUUUGUAAAAGUAAUUAUGCUGAUCUAGAUUCGAUCCAUGACGACUUCGACCCCGCGCCCGUUAGAAGUAAAUAUGAUGAUCUAGAUUUCGACACCUUAUUAAGACAAGCGCAGAAGAGUCACCGGAGGUAACGCUACGCCUAGCCCAUCCAUACUAUAGGAUCAUAUAUAACCCAACAAGCUUACCUCAAAACACUGGAUAUAUGGCCAUUCACUAAAUACGAGCAUGAAGAACUCCCUACGUUCGGAGUGGAGGUGGGAGGAAGUGCUGGAUUAUUUUUUUUUUUUAAAUAAAUAGAAAAAAAAUAAUCAUAAAAAAAGGUUUAAAGACAUCAUAAAUUUUUUUUAUAAAUUUGUUUUUCUAACCUAUUUAACGGCGCUUAAUGUGCAUUCUGGAAUUGACUGCGCAGAUAUGAUGAGAGGAAUCACUAUGCAGAUCAAUA